AUGUCGACCCCACUGCCUCAGCCCUUUACCGCGGCGCACAGGUCCUACGUCAAGAGCUUGUACAGGCGUAUCCUCAACAAUGAGUUGAACUGGAUAGUCCGGCGAGACCUCUGGCGCGCCAAGGCGCUUGCCAUCCGCGCAGAAUUCGACAGGAACCGGGACGUGCAGGAUCCUCGUGCACUCGCCGAGAUCUUUGGGAAGGCGGAGGCGGACCUUGCGAAGCGUAUACAUCCCGAUCCAUACCGACCCCCUACUGCCCCGGAUGGCAACAAAUGGGAACGAAACUUGCCGCCACCGCUUGGUCCGGUCUUCGACCAUCAGGCGUACAAUGCCGCUCACGACCACUAG
Molecule: messenger RNA, 348 nt
Organism: Phanerochaete carnosa HHB-10118-sp
Lineage: Eukaryota; Fungi; Basidiomycota; Agaricomycetes; Polyporales; Phanerochaetaceae
Exons: 5
Coding region: 1-348 (115 amino acids)
Biological process (GO): mitochondrial electron transport, NADH to ubiquinone
Source: RefSeq, a predicted model, not a curated record